CAGAGACUCGGGCGCCCCACUUCCUGCUCCUGAGAUGCAGCGAGUCCCGGCUCUGGCCUCCUUGUGCAUUGUGCCUGCGAGUUCCGGCCAGGGGCUGCCCCGUUAUGUGUGCUCCUGGGAGGGCCCUACGGGGCUGGGGCAGGACCCGGAAACUGCCGAGACCCGCGCUUUCAACCUUUAUGUGACUGAUGCUCUGGAGCUCUGGAACACCAGCUUUACCCCGGAGAGUCUGGAGAAACAUAAAACCCAGCACGGCCUGGAUGGGGCUGAGGACUAUUCAGUGUGGUUCAGGGUUGCCAGUGACCAGCACACUUUAUCUUUGACGUUGAAGGAUGAUAGCAGUGCUUACCUGACUAUCACCAGGGGAACAGAAACUCUGACCUUUGAGCUUUCUAAGGUGCCCUGCCUUGAAGCAGCCCCACAACUCCAGGCUUUGAUGCUGGGAUUGGCAGAGCAAGUAUGCAGAUUGGAGAAGCAGCUGGCAGCUUUGAAGGAUGAGAGCCCCAGUCCCAGAAAGAAACCCCAGACAGGUGGGCAGCAGCUGUUUUUGCCAGAUCCAGAUUCUCGAAGAAGUGUCCCAGGCCCUGUGAUGAGGAAAUGGAUGCCAGGAGAGUCACUUAUCAAUCCUGGCUUCAAGAGUAAGAAGCCAGCCAGUGGAGUGGACUUUGAUGCUGUCUAAGACAUGUUGCGUCCUGUGUGAGGUUCCUGCCUCCCUGAGAAUGAAGACUUCAGGAGCAGCAGGAAGCUCCUGGGAAACCAAUAGGUUUCUGAGUCCUACAGGACAGGGAAAAGAGGAGGGGCCAAGUUGGCCCUGUCCAGAGGAGUGAGUGAUUCAUCAAGUCUGAUAGCUGGCUCCCACAUCAGCUGAUCUCCUAGAGCAAAGCAAAAUAAAUCCACAAAUAUUUAUUGUCAGUGUGUGUAACAUUCAGACUUUCCUUAGACUUAUCUCAGUCUAGGGAUGAGCCCAGAGACCCUUAGACCAGGACUUCCCCAACCCUCCAACUUAGGGAGAAGUCUGGUUCCCUGGUACAGGGUUGCUCUGGGUGUGGGGGCCAAAAGAUGUCAACAGAUUAUGUCACAGCUCAAACCUCCAGCCAGGCCAAACUGCUUUAUGAAGGCAGCUCCCUCUCCCUCCCUCCCUUCCUUCCUCUCUCUCUCAGUUUCGGGGGGUGGCUGGGAGAGGUGGGGCAGGCCUAGCUUGACCAGGAUGAAUCACCAAUGAGGGUCUCCCACCCUGGGAUCAAGCACUAUGUUUGUUUGUCCAUUACAAAUAUCAAAUGAGAUAAUAUUCAUAAAGUGCUCAGCACAAUGCCUGGCACAUAAUAAAUGUGGGUUUAA
Messenger RNA from Gracilinanus agilis (Agile Gracile Mouse Opossum), 1338 nucleotides. RefSeq names its product PAXX non-homologous end joining factor (gene PAXX). Gene Ontology annotation, biological process: double-strand break repair via nonhomologous end joining. The transcript has 7 exons. The record is from RefSeq and is a predicted model, not a curated record. Gene Ontology annotation, molecular function: molecular adaptor activity. The coding region runs from base 35 to 679 and encodes 214 amino acids. Gene Ontology annotation, cellular component: site of double-strand break; nucleus; nonhomologous end joining complex. Lineage: Eukaryota; Metazoa; Chordata; Mammalia; Didelphimorphia; Didelphidae.